Molecule: messenger RNA, 3255 nt
Organism: Vicia faba (fava bean)
Lineage: Eukaryota; Viridiplantae; Streptophyta; Magnoliopsida; Fabales; Fabaceae
Source: the annotation of a GenBank genome assembly
AUGUUGCAGAGAGCAGCAAGCAAUGCAUAUUCAUGGUGGUGGGCUAGUCACAUCAGAACAAAACAAUCAAAAUGGAUGGAACAAAACCUUCAAGAUAUGGAGGAAAAGGUGAAGAAUGCUAUGAAACUCAUAGAGGAAGAUGGAGACUCGUUUGCGAAGAGAGCAGAAAUGUAUUACAAAAAGAGACCGGAGCUGAUAAGUUUUGUUGAAGAAACAUACAAGGCUUACCGAGCUUUAGCAGAACGAUAUGAUCACAUAUCGACAGAGUUGCAGAAUGCUAAUAAUACCAUUGCUUCUGCUUUUCCGGAUCGAGUUCCGUUUAUGGAUGAAGAUGAUGACGUUGGAUCGCCGAGGACUCCGAAAAAAACGCCGCUGGAAGGGUACAAAACAAAUGUUCCUAAGCCUCCUCUUAGAGAUUUGAAAAGCGUGAUAACAGCAGCGACGGCGGCCACGAAGAAACUUAAUUCGAAAAAGACUACGAUGCCGUGGGUUGCUUCUAAGGUUCCGAAAUCUGGAUUAAGCAGAAAGGAGGCGCUUGAAGAGGUUGAUAAGCUGCAGAAACAGAUUUUAUCUCUGCAAACUGUGAAGGAGUUUGUGAAAAGCUCGUACGAUAAUGCCAUCGCUAGGUACUGGGAAACGGAAGAGAAGAUCAAGGAGUUACAAGAGAAAGUUUCUGUUCUGCAAGAUGAACUCGGAGAAGGUAUUGUUAUUGAAGACGAUGAAGCGCGCCGGUUGAUGGCUGAAGCUGCUCUUAAGUCAUGCCAAGAGACAUUAGAACAGUUGGAAGUGAAACAGGAAAGAUCAGUUGAUGAAACCAAAGUUGAAUCCGAAAGAAUAAAGGAGGUUAAGGCGAAAUUAGCCUCUCUCAUGAAUGAGUUUGAGUAUGAUAAGAGCGAAUCGAAAGAGCCGAGGGUCAUAAGAGAUGUAAGAAGCGUAGGCGAAGGAAAGGACUUGGAAAACGAAGAGGGUAAAUUGACGCAACAGAGACAUGACUUGCAGUUAUUACAGGAAACUGUUAAGGAGCACUUUGAGGCUAGCUCCCAUUCGUCUCUGGCUGCGACAGAAAUGGCGGAGAAGAUUGAUGAGCUUGUGAACAAAGUGAUUAGAUUGGAAACUUCAGUUUCAUCACAGACUGCUCUAGUGAAUAGAUUGAGAACAGAAACUGAUGAACUUCAAGGGCUUGUUCGAACUCUGGAGGACGAUAAGGAAAGUCUGAUCAAAGAUAAAAAUAAACUGAACGAUCAACUCAGAGAAAUGGAACAGAAGAUGCUUGCAGUUGAAGUUCUAAACCAAACUGUUGAAGAUCAGAAUAGCAAUCUCCAGACUCAUUUCACCGAUGCACAUUCUAGUAUCGAUUGCCUCUCGGUAGAAGUCCAAAGUCUGCAGCCAAGUGAGGAGGUUAAGGUAGCAGAUUCACCAAUGGUACAAGAGAAUUCAUCAGACCAAAAUGAAUCAAAACAUGAACCUGAAGGGAAAGUUCUAUUGACUGAACAAGACAAUGUCUUACCGAAUGAUGUAAAGAAGUCGGAAAAGGAGCAUACCAAUUUGUUAGAAGAUGCAGUAAAUUCAGAUGAGGAGCUUAAGAUUGCCGAUAAUGUAACAGAAAAGGUAACUGGUUCACCACAGAAUGGUGUAGACGCCGAAAAUAAUCUGAAGGUCCCUAAUACCUUAGAAACAGAAGGGGCGGCCUCAGUGGAAAACAAACCUCCAAAUGAGUUAAAAGAACAAGAGAAGACUCUUAAUCCUGGAGAUAGUAAUGGAAAAGAAACAGUAGACAUGAGUACGAUUACAACUACUGAAAAUCGUUCUUCGGAGAGUUCUGAGAAACUGCAAGAAAAUGAUGCUCAAAAAGGCUCAACUGAGACGGAGAAUACUCUUGGAGUUGAUCAGAAAGAGCAUGGAAAAGAUACAGUAGCUAUGAGUACAGCUGCAACAGCUGAAAAUCAUUCUUCAGAGAGUUUUGAUAAACUGCAAGAAAAUAAUGCUGAGCAAGGUUCAACUGAGACAACGAAAACUCUUGGAGAUUACCAAAAAGACGAUGAAAAAGAAACGGUGGCUAUGAGUACAAUUGCAACUACUGAAAAUCAUUCUUCAAAGAGUUUUGAGAAACUGCAAGAAAAUGAUGCUGAGCAGCAAGGUUCAACAAAAACAAGGAAUACACUUGGAGUUGAUCAUAAAGAGGAAGCAACAGCACCAGAUGAUGAACCUAAUUGGAGACAAAUGUUUUUGAAUGGAAUGCAAGAUAGAGAAAAAACUCUUCUAACUGAGUACACUAAUACUCUUCGGAGUUACAAAGAUGUGAAGAAGAAGCUCACCGAAAUAGAGAACAAAAAUCAAGACAAGCACUUGGAUAAUUGUUUGAAAUCUCAGUUGCAUGAACUGAAGACAUCUAAUUCCUUGAAAGAUCAAGAAAUAAGAAUUUUACAUCAGAAACUCGGUCUUUUGCAGAUAACCUUGGAGGGAAAUGAUGACAUGACUGAGUCAACUUCAAUUCUACAACAAGAAGAACACGACAUUGAGAAACUUCUAACAAUUGAUUUACCUGAAUCUACAUCAGUUAUUGAAGAGAAGUUCCGGUCCAAUAUCGAUGAAGUUCUAGAGGAGAACUUAACUUUCUGGUUAAAAUUUAGUACAACUUAUGCUGAGAUACAAAGGUUUGAAACCACUAUCAAAGAUUUGCAAACCGAGGUAUCAAAACUUGAGAAAAAAGGAAAGUCUUCAGAAGGUAGCAACAGCUUAAAGCAUAGUCUAAAAUCUGAUGCACGGCCGAUUUACAAACACCUGACAGUGAUUCAAACUGAUAUAACAGUCUGGAUGGAGAAAAGCGCAUUGCUAAAAGAAGAACUACAAUGUAGGUUCUCGUCUUUGUGCGACAUUCAAGAAGAGAUUACAAAUGCAUUGAAAGCCAGUGCUGAAGACGAGGAUUUCAGGUUCACGAGCUAUCAAGCAGCCAAGUUCCAAGGUGAGGUUUUGAAUAUGAAACAGGAAAACCAUAAGGUUGCUGAUGAACUUCAAGCAGGUCUAGAUAUUGUAACAUCACUUCAACUUGAAGUUGAAAAGGCGCUUGUAAAGUUGAAUGAUCGAUUUGAGUUAUCAGCUUCAAAGAGAGAAGAAAGUGGACAACUAAGUCAGUCAGAAAGUCGGGCUAGGGUUCCUCUCAGAUCAUUUAUCUUUGGCGUGAAACCAAAGAAACAAUCCAUUUUCUCUUGCAUGGCCCCUGGAAUGAAUAAGAAGCUCAGGUCUGCCAGGGAUUAG